CUUAUUUGAGAAAAACAUAUUUAUAGGUAGGUUAACAUAUUCUUUACUUAGGUGUCUUACUUUUAGGUUUGAAGACAAGUUUGGAGCUGUCCGGACCAUACCUGCAGCAGUGGCUACUCGGUGGAACUCCACCUACCAUCAAGUCAAGUCCCUGCUGCAGAUCGAAGGCAUGGAUUGCAAUGCAUUGGCCGAGGUGUGUGAUAGUCAAGAGUUCUCACACGCUCUAGUAACUCGACAUGAGUGGGGGCAACUAGCUGAGCUUUGCAAAAUUCUAGAGCCUUUUGCUGAAGCCACCAACCUAACUCAAGGCGAUGAAAGUGUCACAGUAAUGUUACUGGAUAUCAACAGCCACUUAUGGAAGUGGGAAGACGACGCGAGAUUCUGCAAGCCACUGGUAUCAGCGCUUCAUACCUCUUUGGAGAGACGCUUCAGAGGAAUCUUUGUGAACUGCGAAAUAGACGAGAACCAAGGCAGUGGGAGCCAUCAAGAGCCUUUCGCUGAGAAACUCUACCUUGUGGCUGCUGUGCUGGAUCCACAAUACAUGCUGCACUGGGUAGAUGCGGAUGUGGUUGUUGCUUGGGAGACAGAUCGUGUGAGAAAAAAUUUGAAGCACACACUUACAGGUAUGUUGAAUCAGUAACCAAAGGUUAAAGCUAUAGCUUGCAUUUUAAUAUUUCUAUUGUAUUUAGAUUGUAUUCUGUAUUCUUGUUGGAAUACGGACCAAAAUUCACUAAACAUGGUGAAGGAGCUUCCAAAUCUAUUAUAAUUAUUGCAGGAGCUUUUCAUUGUGAACACAUAGGUCACGUGUAAAAUAAUUUGUGUGUCGUUUGUAAUAUAUGUUUGUCUUCCCUAUUCCCCUGUACAGAGUUGGUAAUAACUGAAGCGGAGCGCUUCUCUUCCAACGAAGAUCAAGAUGAGGCAGCAGCAGCCAUGCACACCACCAGCAGUAAAGAUGAGGAUAUUCCGGCAAAGGUACCUUGCUUGAUGGCCAAAUACAGGGCCAUAAGGCGUCAUUCCAAAGGUGGAGAGUGUGAGACCUCAAGAAUGCAGAUAUCCAAUUACUUCAGGGAUGAGCAACAUCAUGGGCUGGAUGCGGUAUUAUUUUGGAGAUGAUGGUGCAGCGCAGCACAAAUACCCUUCCCUGCAUGCGUUGGCAAGGAACAUCCUGUCUGUUCCAUCAACCAGUGCUCCUGUAGAGCGCAUUUUCAGCAGAGGAGGGAUCAUAAUGAGGCCUCAUAGGGCACGACUAACUCGUUAGAAGCCUUGAUGCUCCUUAAAUGUAACGAGCAUGUACUUUAAGGAGUAAUUUACUCAAGGAGAGAUCUGUUCAGACAGUUGUUGUUGAGAGUUGUUAUGCACUAUGCAUUAUAAUCAUUUAUAAAUAGUACAAAAAUACAUGACUGUAUGCAUUGCUUCAUUCAAUGCAAUGCAAUGCAAUGCAAUGCAAAUCAAAUCAAAUCAAAUGCAAUGCAUUGUAUGCAUUGCUGUAGUAAUUGCUUCAUUCGCAUUGUUCGCUUGUUAAUUAAACUUUGUUCAUGAAACUUCGCUUGUUUAUG
Molecule: messenger RNA, 1556 nt
Organism: Priapulus caudatus
Lineage: Eukaryota; Metazoa; Priapulida; Priapulimorpha; Priapulimorphida; Priapulidae
Exons: 2
Coding region: 170-640 (156 amino acids)
Source: RefSeq, a predicted model, not a curated record